Messenger RNA from Lytechinus variegatus (green sea urchin), 901 nucleotides. RefSeq names its product small integral membrane protein 19-like. The coding region runs from base 127 to 441 and encodes 104 amino acids. Lineage: Eukaryota; Metazoa; Echinodermata; Echinoidea; Temnopleuroida; Toxopneustidae. The transcript is spliced from 3 exons. The record is from RefSeq and is a predicted model, not a curated record.
UGCCGAACAUGAACACUAAAUAAUUGGUUCCCUUAUGGCGUGCCGUAGAUGUUAUAUUUAUAUUGUUGUUUUUCUACUGUAUGACUGACUGUCAGACGCCGCGCAUCCCGCGCUCUGAUCCGAAAAAUGGCGCAUGAAAAUCAUGGUCUUCCUCCAGAGGAACACAUCGAUCACUGGAAUGAAGCAACUAACAUUUACAUGGUUGUCAUCGUCGUUUCGCUUUGGUUCUUUUUCUACGUCCGAAAGAACAAAGGAAAGAUUGUUAGAAUGUUGACUAUGAAGAAGACAAGAGAUCAGACAGAUCUUAUUAACAGCAGGUAUAAAGAAGAGCUACAGCAAGUCAGAUUAAGACAACAACUAGAAUCAUACUACAUCUCUCGAAAAUGGGACCAAGGCAAACCUGUAAGUCAAGAACAUCACAUCAACUUGAAUGGUCUGUGAAUGACAAAUGAGAGACUCAUGAAGGACUUCACAGAUAUGCUGGCAUCACACUAGACAUCCAAUGAAAACUUUGUAUGGACCAUAUGGUGAAUACUUGAGAGGGGGAUGGAUUGAUGUUCAAAGCUAUUCUUGAUUGAACACCAUGCUCCAUCUCAGAUGGAAGCUGCCUGAAGCAACAAUUUGCUGUGUCAACAGAUAUGAGGCACCUUAGUGAAAGUCCAAGCAUCUUUAAGUGGCCCCUCUCAUUGGUGUCUUCCAGCAGGAAGUCUACUCAGCGUCCUUUACCCGGGGAUGCCACGUCUGAGACCAAAGUCUAAUUUCAGAACUUUCCAACAUAUUUUUGGCCUCCGAAAACGCAUUUUUCAUGCAGGUAAGGGGUCAUUCGAGAUGAUUUUUAGACUUUUUUAAGUUUAAAGGUCAAGUCCACCUCAGAAAAAUGUUGAUUAUAAUCAAUAGAGAA